Thalassophryne amazonica is the source of this 494-nucleotide messenger RNA. RefSeq names its product histone H4. The record is from RefSeq and is a predicted model, not a curated record. NCBI's taxonomy places the organism in Eukaryota, Metazoa, Chordata, Actinopteri, Batrachoidiformes, Batrachoididae. The transcript has a single exon. Gene Ontology annotation, cellular component: nucleosome. Gene Ontology annotation, molecular function: structural constituent of chromatin; protein heterodimerization activity; DNA binding. Gene Ontology annotation, biological process: nucleosome assembly. Bases 83 to 394 code for a protein of 103 amino acids.
ACUUACGUCCUCAGGUGGGUUUUAAAGGACAUGGACAUCUGAACGGCGCCGGUAGUUGUAUGAUACUUGAACGCUGGUGACGAUGAGUGGAAGGGGAAAGGGCGGCAAAGGACUCGGAAAGGGAGGCGCUAAGCGGCACCGUAAAGUUCUUCGUGAUAACAUCCAGGGAAUCACCAAACCCGCCAUCCGCCGUCUGGCUCGUCGCGGCGGCGUCAAGCGGAUUUCCGGUCUUAUCUACGAGGAGACUCGCGGUGUGUUGAAGGUGUUUCUGGAGAACGUGAUCCGUGAUGCCGUCACCUACACUGAACACGCCAAGAGGAAGACUGUGACCGCCAUGGAUGUGGUGUACGCUCUGAAGAGACAGGGAAGGACCCUGUACGGCUUCGGUGGUUAAACCGCUUCAGUGUCUCUAAUGACAACACAAAGGCUCUUUUAAGAGCCGCCCACUGUCCUAUGAAAGAGCUCAUCUCCUUUGAUUGUAUGGUAACACAAUU